Messenger RNA from Penicillium mononematosum, 1971 nucleotides. RefSeq lists its product as uncharacterized. The record is from RefSeq and is a predicted model, not a curated record. Lineage: Eukaryota; Fungi; Ascomycota; Eurotiomycetes; Eurotiales; Aspergillaceae. The coding region runs from base 1 to 1971 and encodes 656 amino acids. The transcript is spliced from 2 exons.
AUGAGCGGCAUGCGACUGCGUGACAGUAUCCGCGCGCCGCAGCGAUAUGGCGAAGACGAAUACGAAACACCAUCACGGAUCUCGCUGCGCCACGGAUACGAUGACUCCUUUGACGACUCCAUGGAGCUUGGGGAAUCAGGCAGACCGCGCCCACAAAAGAGGCGCAGGCUCAACACUGUGCCAUUCAACCCCAAUCUCCCACCAGCUGCGUUUCCAAGUUUGAGCAGACCACAGCCAGGUCGUGACUCCACCACCUCCGCGCAAAAUCGCGGUGAUGGUGACAGCCAACGGAACAUGCAGGGCAGCCAAGUUGCGCCUGAUCUCCACGGUGAUGGGUCAACGACAGCCGGUCCAUUGCCUCCAUCUGGGAUGGACGGAGUCCCGAUCAAUCAGUUGGAGAAUCACCUCGUCAGUAACAACAUGGACAAUCCGGUGUACGCGAGGAACAUUAAAGUGGCGCGCAUGACUGGUAUGAAUGCAGCUCUGAGUUCUGAGGAUAUGAACACUUCCACGGAUAGUGACGAUGAUGAACUGCCAGAUGCGACUCAGGUGCUCAUUGAUGCGAUCCCCAACCCGAAAUGGAAAGAUCUGCACAAGGCUAUGCAAGUCGAAAUCGUCGAAAACACAAUGAGAUACCAUAGCUGGAGACGUGUUUGCGACCUUCUUGAACUUGGGCCAGACGAUCGAAAACAGCUCAUGGAGGUCAUAAGCAUCCGCAACAAGCAAAUCCACCGGGAGAACAAGCGACUGGAGGAAAUGCGGCGCAAACAGCGCAAGGUACUCGUGGAGAUUGAUAACAGCAAACUGAAGCGUUUCAAGCCGCCACCUCAGCUAGUGCUAAAGAGGAUCGCUCGAGAUACCAACCGGAACCUGGUGUUCACCAAGUACACCGACCUGUUGAUGUGCCAAGCUCAUGAGGUCCUAAAAGCCAGACAGUACUUGCAUCAACACGGGCUACCUCGAAGAUAUGCUGGCGAUUGGGGAGACCACCUGGUGGUGCUGCGAGAAUCCGAGAACUCCCACGAACCCGACAAGUUUGAAUGGAAAGAGAACCUGAGAGUCACUCCGCCUCCCAAUGAGAUGGAGACCCCAAUCGAUUCUGUUAAGGACGAAACCAGUAGUGUCAAGAGCACAUUCAUUCAAAGCAUUGGUACGAACGGCACAAUGAACCCAAAGGAUUUAUUUCGACGCAACACCGAUCCGGAUCCCAUAGUGGACUGGGGAAAGUAUUAUGAACGGAACCCAGACUUGUCGUGGGACACCACAAAGCCCCGACUCGGUAGAAUGGUCAAGGUGAACGUCGGUCCACGCAACGCCGCGCAGAUCCAACCAUACAAGCAAGCCGGUCUCACACCCCAAGGAUUAUCCUCUCAGACACAAGGGACCACCAUGACAGAGUCACUUCUGCCGGAGUUUCCACCAGAAACGCCGUCUAAGGGACCACGGAAUGGGGGUAUGACCCAGCCCGUUUUCAAGAAACCUGCCAGACCUUUCAGCAGAGUCCUCACUGGAAACUGGUCUCCGGCAGGUUCCAACCCAUCAGACAGCCAUUUCAAGUAUCAAAGAAACAUACAAGAGGCCAAGCUUGAGAGAGUAGAGGCUGAGGCUGAGGCAAUGCGCCGUCGGUACAACUACCAGCCAAACCUUCGGGUUAAUGGUGUUGGUGUUGGAAUCAGUCCCGCACGUGGAAAACUUCAGUCUCUUCCCAUGACCCAGCCAGUUGAAGAAAACAUGCCUUCGAAUUUCUUCGCCCGCGCGUACCGUGGAAUGACAAAGAUGAGUGUUGACCGCCUCAUGGAUGAAUUCGUCUGCUUCGAGCCUAUUAUGAUGCCCGAAGAAAGCGAGCCCGAGCAGCACGAGGAAGAACAGCCUGAUGAGCAACCGAGUUCCACUGAUAUCAGUUCGAUCACGGAGAUAUCCAUGGAUGAUGUGAUGCUGGUGCCGACAGACGCUUCGUCCUCUUCGCAGUAG